Vicia villosa (hairy vetch) is the source of this 837-nucleotide messenger RNA. RefSeq lists its product as uncharacterized. The transcript has 2 exons. NCBI's taxonomy places the organism in Eukaryota, Viridiplantae, Streptophyta, Magnoliopsida, Fabales, Fabaceae. The coding region runs from base 1 to 837 and encodes 278 amino acids. The record is from RefSeq and is a predicted model, not a curated record.
AUGGAGUUCACUUCCCUAGAUGACUUUAGGGAGGCUAUACGUGAGUGGACAAUUUUAAAUGGGAGGGAAAUAACAUUUGUAAAAAAUGAGGGGUAUAGGGUGAGAGUUGAAUGUAAGGCCAAGUGUGGUUUUUUAAUGCUUUGUUCCAAAGUGGGCCACAAGCACACUUAUGCUAUUAAGACUAUAAAGGAAACCCACACAUGUGCUAGGGUUUUGGAUAACAAAACUGCAAAUUCAAAGUGGGUGGCCAAGGCAGUUGUAAAGAAAAUGCAGACUUAUGACAACUUGAGGAUCUGUGAUAUUAUUCAAGAUAUGAGGCAAAAUUAUGGAGUGGGUAUCACUGUGGGCAGGGCAUGGAAAGCAAAAAUGAUAGCAAGACAAAUGAUAGAAGGGGAUGCAGACAAGCAAUAUUCAAAUUUGUGGAGGUAUGCAGCUGAAUUGCAUAGGGUGAGUGCUGGAAACACUGUAAAGAUCAACAUUGAGAGACCGUCACCUUCCAUCCAACCAAGGUUUGGUUCUUUCUAUUUCUAUUUUGAGGGAUGUAAAAAAUGGUUCAUAAAUGGUUGUAGACCUUUUAUUGGGGUGGAUGGUUGUCAUCUGAAGACUAAGUAUGGAGGUCAGUUGUUGAUAGCAGUGGGAAGGGACCCCAAUGAUCAAUAUUUUCCACUGGCCUUUGGGGUUGUUGAAACAGAAACAAAAGAAUCUUGGAAGUGGUUUAUACAGUUGUUAAUGGAAGAUAUUGGAAUAGAGAAGAGAUAUGUAUUUAUCUCAGACCAGCAAAAGGGUUUGGUGGCUGUAUUUGAAGAAAUGUUUGAGAGAAUUGAGCACAUACUUUGA